AAUCUUUUUUAUUGUACUUCAUUUUACGUGUUUUUUUUUUCAUUUAACAAAAACAGCUAAUAAGUUUUUUCGCCAACAUUUGGCAACACUGCUUGCACAGCAACAACAAACCGAGCAAAAGGUGUAAACAAACCGAUUUGGAGUCGCGGAAUUCACCUGCCUUUUAUCAUCCCCGGAAGCCAGGCCCAACCCCCUAGCAGAAAAAUGUCCGGCAAGGACGAUCGAUCCAAGGAGAAGCGGAGGAACAUGAAGCAGUACAAUCAUCACCACAAGAAGGACCAGCCAAAGGGCCAAGGACGCUCGACGACUACAUCUUCGGGUUCGCCACCGCCGAACUCACGGCGCAGCAUGGUCGAUGUGGCGGAUUCCAGCGACGAACCGAGAUUCCCGCCGCGCGGCAAUUGGCAAUCUGGGGGAGCUGGACGUAGCGUCCUGGCACCGCAACGAAACCGUGAUCUGCUAAAUACACUGCCCAGUGACACGGACGACGUGGAUCAGCAGCAUCUGGGCCUGGACGGGGCGCCCAUUGAUGAGAAUGCCCGUGCCCAGCUUCGGGCGGGCGAUUUCCAACAACUUGCGCAGUUCCCGAGCCUGGGUGGCGGCCACUUCACCUUCGGCUCCGAGCGCGAAUGGAACAGCGUGGCCGAGGGCCAGACCAAACUCCACACCAAGGCCGCUAGCAGUUACUUCACCCUGAACCUAAGCCGACUGAAUGCUGGCCUCCAAACGAUUCCGUUUUACAAGCGCAUGGACUACUCGGCGAGUAUGUUCACGCGCCAGCAGAUUAUCGCCCAGGAGGAGGCCGCUGAGCGCGCAGAGACCGUUUACCAGCAGCGAAUCCUACAGGAUGCCAAUGGCGGUGGCGCCAAGUCACGAGCUCCUUCAGCCAAGUCCACUAAGGCAGCUCAUAGUCCUACACCCGCAAUCUCUGCUGCGGCUGCCUCUGCGGAGCCCGAUGAGCUCGAUGAGCUGUUGGCCAUGACUAAUACGCAAAUGGAUAUAAGUUCCGGUGGCAUUGGACCCAUUACCAUGCCCAUGCCCAUGCCAAUGGUGCAGCCGGCCACGCCCUCAUCGGCGGCCAGUAAAAACGAGGUGGAACAGUGGCUGGACUCAGUCUUGGAUGAGUGAACUUGGAUUGAUCUGGAGAAGAUCUGAACUUGCUACGCUUACAACGCAAACGAGCUAAUUGAAAUCACCAAGUGCGCUUAGCUUUUGAAUCCCGAAAGUUUGUUCCUUGAACUCUAUUAUAUAUAGUUCCAAAUUGUCAAUUUUAAAUGAAAAGCUAUAGCUUUUUUAAUGUAUACAUUAAAGCCACCAAAAUGCUUAGCUUUAAA
Molecule: messenger RNA, 1334 nt
Organism: Drosophila kikkawai
Lineage: Eukaryota; Metazoa; Arthropoda; Insecta; Diptera; Drosophilidae
Gene: Aven
Product: Apoptosis and caspase activation inhibitor
Biological process (GO): negative regulation of G2/M transition of mitotic cell cycle
Source: RefSeq, a predicted model, not a curated record